AUGCCUUCGUCACUGAGGCCUUUGCAUCCAAGGGUAGACUGGAAAGUGGAUAUGGGUGAGAGGAUCCUUCGUGCAAGUGUAGAAGGCAAUGCGGAGUGGCUGAAUGUCCUUCUCCUGGUGGUAAUUAAGGAUACGCUUGGUAAAGGGCUCAGGGCGUGGCUUCUCCCAGAGGGCCUGAUGGCUGCGGUGCUGCUCACUCUCCAGACGUCAGACCUUCUCGAAGAGGAGCCUCAUGGUCGAGUCAGCAUGAGAGAGAAUACCGGGUGCUGA
Prunus armeniaca (apricot) is the source of this 270-nucleotide messenger RNA. Lineage: Eukaryota; Viridiplantae; Streptophyta; Magnoliopsida; Rosales; Rosaceae. The record is from the annotation of a GenBank genome assembly.